UGAUAAUGUCAUAAUAUUACACGAAAUGAGUAUAAAUUGCGUAUAAAAUUAGCAGAAGGUGGUAGUGCUGAAUAUACUAAAAAUGCGUCUGACGCUUGUUCUCGCAGCAUUAGCUGUAGCGGUGGUGGCACUGCCCUCCAAACUUCGAACGGAUCUACCAGAGCCAGGACAACUGGCUUUUGUUCUUAACGAAGAUGAGUUUGAAGACUACCUCGAUGCCUAUCUCGCUCUUCAACAAUCUGAAAUGCUCGCCAAUCAAACCAGGAAUGAUUUCCGAAGCGGUUGCACAUUCCGAGUCAACGGUGAUCUUGGUCAGCCUCAACCUGUAUAUAUCCACAGAGGAAAUUAUUUAAGUCCAACUGGUAAUACAGGUCAGAUUCGUCUUAAUCGUGGGGAACAAGUUCUUAUCGCUUGCACAGGAUCCGGCCGUACGAUCCGUCACCCCAAUGUUGCUUCUAACCUUGCUGUCGGGACGGUCAGCUGUCAAAACAAUAAUCUCGUCACAGCCAAUUGGCUGCGUGGUAACAGUGCUUUCGGGCAACUCACAUGCUCUUCUCACGCUCACCAUGACGCUCAACAAACCAACACUAGAUGCUUCAAUAAUCACUUUGUUAUUCGUGUGGGAUUCAUCGUCAACAAUGUAUUUUAUCCUCUAUAUUGGUCCUGCUUUGACCGCAACCGCUUAGAGGUUCUAUAUGUAUGGUACCACCAAAACCCACCUAAUUCCGUAUUCCAGUCUCGCGUUGAUAGGCCUAGUUGGAUAGCUGGAAACUUCUUCCCCGGUGUAGCUGUUAACUCUGCCUAUACUCAAGUAUCUCAAAGAAACAUGAUCGCUGGAUUCGUGGGUAAUGCCCUCGCAGACAGAUAUGUAACGUCCACGCAGUUCUUAGCACGGGGUCAUCUUGCUGCUAAGACUGACUUUAUAUAUGCAACCGGUCAACGUGCUAGCUUCUACUUUAUUAACGCUGCUCCUCAAUGGCAGCCUUUCAACGCUGGAAACUGGAACCGGCUCGAGCAGAAUCUUCGUCGUAGAAUUGGACAGGCUGGAUAUCAUACCAUGGUCUACACUGGAACAUUCCGCGUAACACAACUUAGAAAUCAAAACAACCGACUUGUUGAUAUUUUCUUGCAUCGUGCAUCCAACGGCGCUCUUCAAAUUCCUGUACCACUUUAUUUCUACAAGGUGGUGCAUGACUCCUCUCGUCGCCUCGGUACCGCCUUUAUCAGUAUCAACAAUCCUUACUACACCCAAGCGGAGGCUCGCAAUCUGCAGUUCUGCACAGACCGUUGCCGCAAUAACAACGCAUUCAACUGGGUGGGGUGGCAACCUGAUCGCAUCGACCUCGGCUAUAGCUUCUGCUGUACCAUUGCUGAUUUCCGAAGAACUAUUCCGCACCUUCCAGCUUUCAAUGUUAACGGACUUCUGACAAUAAAAAUGGCGCUAUUUAUUUUUCUGAUAAUCACCUAUACAGUGACAGUUAUUUCCUGGCACAUAGAACUUCCGGAGCCAAGCCGUUUCGCAUUUGAUCUCAAUGAAGACGAUUUUGAAGACUAUCUGGACUCGUGGUUAGAAAUAGAAGAAAGAAAGUGGCAAAUUAAUGACAGGGCUACUCCUGCAACAGGCUGCGCAUUUAAAGUCAAUGGGGAUCUAGGCGAACCCCAGCCGGUGUAUCUACGAGGUAGCAAUUACAUAAUUCCAACAGGAACAACAGGUCAGAUCCAUCUGAGUGUUGGAGAACAAAUAUUUGUCACAUGUACAGGGACUAAAAGAGUUAUUCAACAUCCUAACGUUACUUCGUCAACUAGCUCUGGUCUCGCCACUUGCGUCAGCAAUACGCUAGUUUCUGGUAACGACUGGUUCCAUGGCCACAGUGAAUUUAGAAACAUCACAUGCUCAGGUCAUUCACGGUAUGAAGCUCAGGCUACAUCAGAAACAUGCUAUGGAAAUAAUACUGUUAUCAGGGUCGGUUUCGUUAUAAACAAUUUUUUCUAUCCAUUGUACUGGUCAUGCUUUGACCAGAACCGCCUGGAGGUUUUAUAUGCGUGGUACGAGCAGAAUCCCCCCAAUGCAGUUCACCAAACAGGAGUUACCAGACCUAGCUGGUUAGCUGGAGGUUUUUUCCCUGGGGUCUCCGUCAAUACAAUGUACACGCAAGCUCAACAAAAAACUAUACUAGCGUCCCUCGUGGGUACAGAACUUGCUGGCAAAUACAUUACAAAUUCACAACAUAUGGCCCGUGGCCACCUCGCCGCGAAAACUGACUUCAUUUUUGCUACUGGUCAGCGAGCCACGUUUUUUUUCAUCAAUGCCGCCCCUCAGUGGCAACCAUUUAAUGCGGGUAACUGGAACUCGCUUGAACAGAAACUCCGUGCACGCAUUGGUGAAGCAGGAUAUAAUACUACUGUUUACACGGGAACCUUCGGCGUAACCCAACUACGGGACCAAAAUGGCCAACUUGUUGAUAUUUACCUUUACCGGGACACUAACAAUAACCCUCAGAUACCUGUUCCGUUGUACUUUUACAAAGUUGUGUAUGAGCCUGUCCUACAAAAGGGCACAGCUUUUGUGGCGAUAAACAACCCGUACUACACUGAAACUGAAGUACGCGCCUUGCAAUUCUGCACUGACCACUGCCGCAACAACACCGCGUUCAACUGGAUUGGCUGGCAACCAGAUCGAAUCGACAUCGGGUACAGCUUCUGCUGUACCAUCGAAGACUUUAGACGGGCUGUGCCGCAUUUGCCAGACUUUAAUGUUACCGGGCUUUUGUACUGACAUUUUAAAGUUUUCAAAUCACAAAAAAAUCAAAGCGCACCUACCUACUUCGUUUCUCUUGUAAAUACGAGUAAUAAAUUUCAUAACCUUACCUACUAUUUCUGUACUAUGUCGGCACGUAUGAGUCCUCUGCGAUUCGUUUGACAGACUUAUUUGGUACAUCGCUGUCGUUUGCACAGUUUUAUCGUAAUGCGUGGACGGUGUCGAAGAUCUAUCGUUCAGUUCACGAAAAGAAUUUUAACUAAAUUAAUUUAUAUGAAAGCAUGAAUAUUGUUUUAGGCGCCAGUUCUGAGAUCAAAUACUACGUCAGAUUGUUUUUCUUUCAGUACAUAAUCGAAAAUGCAAGUGCGUUUUCAUUCUUUUUUGUUAUUCCUGUUGUCAUGUUAGACCCGGACGUUUAGGAUGUUAUGUCAUAUGAAGAUAUCACUAGUUAAAGCGCGCGGUUAUCAUUCCUAGUAACAACUAGUUAUUUUGUUUGUUUGUGUGUGUAGUUAUUUUUUGUAUUAUUUUAUAUUUUAGAAUUUUGUUACGACGUAACAGGGAUUUAAAAAUGUAUUAGUAAUUUUACAAUAGCUUUGCCCGGGGCUUUAUAGGCAGAAAUAACCCUAUUUUUAACCGACUUCCAAAAGCUUAUCAAUCCGUCUCGUUUUUUUUGAUUUGUUGUCGAGUUUUUAUAGCUAAUUUGCUUUUCCCGUGUGGUGACGAAUAUCGAAGUUAUACAGGUAUUUAUAUUAUUAAGGUUUUGCUUUUAAGGUUUGCUUUAAGCUUUAUAGUAUUAAGAUUUUAGACGAUUUUCAUUGAUUCCUCUGGUGUCAGGGAAACCAUUUGAACAAUAUACCUAAACUUAUUUCUAAUUAUUAUGCUUAUAAGAGAAUCUUACAGCUACUUUAAACAAUAACAACGAGACAUAUAAACGAUUCCUUAAUAUGUUAUCUUUUUAUACGAGUAUUGAUCAAUGUCCAAGACAAAAAAAACAGGGUGAUCGGGGGUGUGAGAUUUCUUCUCCUAAUGUGGGAGAAAUUACGGGUUAAAUUUCCCCUUUGAAAGAGCACCCUUGUGCUUGGUUGAUGUCUAUGCGCCAUUUACGGAAUCACUGUCUAAGGGUCACAGCUGCGCUCUGGAGUUUCCUCGCGAUUAAGAAAUUGUUUCUACUCGAGUAGUAAACGGUCGUGUCGUCAGCAAAUAAGGCUAAUUGGGUCGGCGGCGACUGGGAAAUGUCGUUAAUAAACAAACUAAAGAGCGGAGAGAGGACGGAGCCUUGUGGAAGUCCGGCCGUGAGAGGCCGCGAGGAGGAGCGAGUUCGCCCGACUCGAUAUCGAAAAAAGCGGUUCGACAAGAAGUCCCGUAUUAUGGGCACGAGACUGCCUAUGUUGAAUAGUUUGAAAAUCAAACCUUUGUGCCUUCGUCGAACGCUUUUGCGACGUCGAAGAAGAGAGCUCCCAUGUAGAGCGAUUUUGGUCAGUUAAGCCCCACGAUCUAAUCCGCUCCGGGCGGUGCACCUAUGAGUGAUUUGCGCGGAAUCUGAAUUGUUCAUCAAUGAGAAUGCCGUUGGAUGAGAUGAAGUCUCUAAGGCCUUUGUAGAGCAGACGCUCGUACAGUUUGUCUAGAAACAUGAGGGGCUAAUUAGGUGGUCGCUCGUCGGAUGGUUUUGGGUUUACCGGGUAUAUGUAUGCCGGGUUUAUGUAUGGAUACAGUUCGUCAUAGCGGAAUUGAAAAUAGAUGCCCACAUUACGAAGAGUUUGGCGGGUAGAAGCUUAAUAAUGUGGUUAUAUAUACUUACCAUCUAAGCCGGUAGCCUUGCGAGGACGUAGGUCUUUGAUUAGGUCUUUAAGUUCGAUAGGGGUGACGGGUGGUAACGCGUCCAAGGGCGGCCAGCCUUGUAUACUCGUUUUAUCGCACUCUCUAUCUCUUUUAACACUGUCAUUAUAAAUUAAGUUCUCGUAGGCUAAAGAAGAUGCCUGUUGUACUAGUAUCGAACGAGACCACUAUCCUAGUGUUCAAAUCCCGCAAGCAGGUGUCAAUUUUUGUUAUGAAAUAUGUACUUUACAUAAGUUCAGAAAUGAUGUCCACGGUAAAUAAAACCUGUAAAAAUUGUAAUUACUGUAACAGUAAUUACGGAACUUAAUGUAAAUCGUGGAGUCGUGGAGCAUGUUGUACAAGUAGGUAGUUUAUUGAGACUUCCUUGUACUUAUUACUAUAAACUCGUAAUGCUGUGCGAGGGUGUUAGUUAUUUAAAUAUGAAUGCGGAAGUCCGGCGGUUUCCUCCUGAAAAAAAAAAAAUAAUAAUUAUGAAUUUUAUUUAAGUAGUUAUCCAUUAAUAGCUAUGUCGCACCUAUAGAAAUGAAGUGCCUUAAUCCAAAAUAGGUAUUUAUUUUUUGCUAAACGCCAAAAAUGUAAUUAAAGCAUAGUAUUUUUUUUAGUUUUUCAAUUCUAGUACCUACUUUGGUAGGUAAGCGCUUGAUUUACGGCCGUUUUCAAUAACCUAUCUAUCCCUAGUUUCGGUUACUAAAGAUAGACAAAUCUAUAUUUUUGUCCUUACUUACGUUCCAAUAACCUAUCGACGGGCAGCAGUUCCUAUCGGAUUUAUCUAUCCAUCGUCGGGAGGACGGAUAGCCUGCUAAAGAUAGAACGUUCAUACAAAUCGUGCUUACUUCCGUUUCAAUAUGAGUUUUAAGUAACUCUCCGGUAGGCGGCGCUAUCUCUAGUAUGGGCAUUCGCUUAUCUGUCAAAAUCGGCCGGUUACAUGUUUAUCUUUCGAAAGUAAAUCGCUAUAAUUUAAUAAUUGUUUCUCUUCAUAUUGGCAUAUUGUAGCAGUGAUGAUAGUGAUAUGGAAUUAUUUCAAAUGAUAAUGGAUUGUGAUGCAGAUAGUGAUAGUGAGGCCGAUAUCAUAUGGUUAGGAAAAUAAAGAUCGUCUGAAUUACAUGGCGAAGAUCAAUAAUUACGAAUUUGACUAUAGAUUUCUGAGCAAAGGUGUUGUGAAUGAAUUGAUUAAUUUAAUGAGACCAUAUUUGAGUGUAACGUCAAAAAGAUUCAAAUAUAGGAGAGGAAUUUAGAAAUAGAAAAAGAGUAUUUUGAAUGUGCAAUUUGUGUGCAAUGCAUCAUUGAUGUUUCAAAAUGUUGUUGCUUGAUGGCCUGGGUCUACUCAUGAUACAACUAUAAUUAACCAUUCCGAUUGAAAAGAUGCAUUGGUAUUUGUAAAAGAAGACUCCCUGUAUAUCAUUGAAAAGUAGAUUAAAACUAGAAAAUAUGCAAGCUGUUAUUAUAGCUGCCAUGCUGCAUAAUAUCGUCAGAAGUAUGAAUUUAGAAGAAUUAGAAUUAGAAAUUUCAGUCGCAGAUACAUUACAGGAAAAUAAUAUAAUUGUUCGUAACAAUUUUUCAAAACUUACAUCUGAAAUACAACUAUGUACUUAUAAAUAAUUGCUUCCAAAGAUAAUUUAUAAAAUAAACUCCAAAGAUAA
Messenger RNA from Bombyx mori (domestic silkworm), 6234 nucleotides. It is a transcript of the gene Nuc, whose product is annotated as alkaline nuclease. The coding region runs from base 83 to 2776 and encodes 897 amino acids. The record is from RefSeq and is a predicted model, not a curated record. Gene Ontology annotation, molecular function: single-stranded DNA endonuclease activity; nucleic acid binding; metal ion binding. Gene Ontology annotation, biological process: apoptotic DNA fragmentation. Gene Ontology annotation, cellular component: nucleus; mitochondrial inner membrane. NCBI's taxonomy places the organism in Eukaryota, Metazoa, Arthropoda, Insecta, Lepidoptera, Bombycidae. The transcript is spliced from 16 exons.